Messenger RNA from Williopsis jadinii, 829 nucleotides. It is a transcript of the gene HUT1, whose product is annotated as UDP-galactose transporter HUT1. Gene Ontology annotation, biological process: UDP-galactose transmembrane transport. Gene Ontology annotation, molecular function: UDP-galactose transmembrane transporter activity; UDP-glucose transmembrane transporter activity. The record is from RefSeq and is a predicted model, not a curated record. The transcript is spliced from 2 exons. NCBI's taxonomy places the organism in Eukaryota, Fungi, Ascomycota, Saccharomycetes, Phaffomycetales, Wickerhamomycetaceae. Bases 5 to 829 code for a protein of 274 amino acids. Gene Ontology annotation, cellular component: Golgi membrane; endoplasmic reticulum membrane.
CUCUAUGAACUCCUCUGCUCUUCUUGUUGUGUACGUUUUGGGUAUCUAUGCCUCCUUCCUAACAUGGGGUGCCUUGCAAGAACAGAUCACAUCGUAUACACUCUCUGAUGGCUCACAAUUCAACGCACCGUUCGUGAUCAAUCUGUUCCAGAACUCCCUUGCGUGCCUUGUUGGGUUGUGCUUUGUUCAAUUGACGUGUCCAAGAGUCCAAAAAUUCCACUUAGACGUUGUUAAGCCGGUGUGUCUCGUGUCGUUGACCCAAUCACUGAGCUCUCCACUGGGGAUGAUGAGUACUUCAUACGUUGGCUAUCUGCUAUACACCUUGGCGAAGAGCUGUAAACUUGUUCCUGUUAUGUUUGUCCAUAAAGUGUGGUAUAAGGAGAAGUUCCCCUUGUACAAAUACGUUGUUGUUGGGAUUGUAACUGUGGGUGUCUCGUUAUUCUCCAUUGGUGGUAAAGAGAUGGACCACGGCGAACAGUUGUUGAUAGGAUUGGCCUUGUUGAUGUCGAGUCUGCUAUUGGAUGGUGUUACAAAUGCGACUCAAGACGUCAUGUUCAAGAAUCUGAAGCUCGAUCCAGCACAUUUGAUGUUUUUGCUCAAUUUUGUCAGUACGCUGUUGACCUUGGUGUAUUGCACCGUUUCUGGCCAGUUAACAUACUCAGUAAGUGUCUUUUACACAGAUCCUAGGCUGAUCUACGAGCUGAUCUGCUACGGACUGUGUGGAGCACUGGGUCAGAUCUUUAUCUUUUUAACGUUACACAGGUUUGGGUCGCUCAUUCUCAUCACAGUCACGGUCACAAGGAAGAUGAUUGGGCUGCUAUAUGUCUAG